GUACCAUUUCAUCACAUCUUUCUAUUGGAACAGCAUUCUCAGGGGGUCAAAUUUGCAUUAUCUCCAUGGUUUUUUGGCAAGAGAUGCAUGAUAUGCAACCGAUGUCAAGACUCUAUGAUUCUGGAACAUGUUCAAAGAAAUAUAACUUUCAUUCAGCAGCAAACUUCAUGGAUGUACUAAGCUAUAAAAAGUUAUUAGCCACAUCCAAGUCCAAGGAAGAUACCAAAGUAAUAUCUGCUCAGAAACACAAGGAAGCUGAGAGGAAACGACGAAUUCGAAUCAAUGAUCAGUAUGCCAAUCUGCGAACUGUCCUUCCAAAUUUAAUAAAAAGGAACAAAGCAUCGGUGCUUGCAGAGACAAUCCAGCGAGUGAAAGAGCUGGAGAACACUGUAUCAGAAUUGAAAAAAAUAUAUGGUAUUGGCAGUUUGGAUUGUGUAUUUUCUGAUGGAGCAGACAUGUUGAGAGUAGAGCAAAGCAAGUGGCAAGGAGAAAAGCUUGUGAAGGUAAUGUUCAGCUGCGAGGAUAAAAAGAAGCUAAUGUCAGAGAUUGCAAGAGCUGUGAGGUCAGUGAAAGGGAAGCUGGUGAGAGCAGAGAUAGCUACAAUGUGCGGGUGGGCUGAGUGUGUUCUGUGGGUGCAAGGACUCAAUGGCAAUCAACAAAUGGAGAUACUAAGGACGGCUUUGGAUGCUGUUAUAGAGCCUAGAAUGCUAAAUAACAAGCCCCAUUAAUAAAAAGAAAAAAAACAUUUAUAAUAUAACUGUUGUAUGUGCAACUGUUGCUGUACAUGGCCUACAGUUCAACGGCUCACAUUCCCUCCACUGCCAUCAACGCCUGCACUACUUAA
Manihot esculenta (cassava) is the source of this 844-nucleotide messenger RNA. Its product is annotated as transcription factor bHLH131. Gene Ontology annotation, molecular function: protein dimerization activity; DNA-binding transcription factor activity. Gene Ontology annotation, biological process: regulation of DNA-templated transcription. The transcript is spliced from 3 exons. The record is from RefSeq and is a predicted model, not a curated record. NCBI's taxonomy places the organism in Eukaryota, Viridiplantae, Streptophyta, Magnoliopsida, Malpighiales, Euphorbiaceae. The coding region runs from base 66 to 728 and encodes 220 amino acids.